AUGUCUCUGGUCGGCCUUGGCGCCAUCAGCUGCGAGAACGCCCUCACGGUUGGUAUCGACCUCACUCUCCAAAAUGAUUCAUCGAGCUUCACUGCCUUUUACGAGAUUUUCCCUUCUGGCGAAGCCUUCAACUUCUCGGACAUCAGCUUCGCGGCGGGUGACAUCGUCACGGUGAACAUCACCGCGGCGACCGCGACGAACGCGACGUCGGGCACAGCGUUUAUUAUCAACCAGAGCACGGGCCAGACCGCCUCCAAGCACAUCCAUACCGGCUCUAUGUGUGGGGCGGACGUAGAGUGGACCGUACAGGGCCUCUUCGAGAAUGGUACCACCACCCUCGCCCCCAUUGUCGACUUUGGCACGGUCGACUUCACUGAUGUGUCUGCCGAGACGCUCUCAGGCCCUGUCGGCGUCUCUGACGCGGCCAUUUUCGACAUGGAGCCGGGCCACACCGUUAUUUCUUCCGUCACGGUCUCGUCUUCGAGUGUCGGGAUCGACUUCCUCUAA
Messenger RNA from Phanerochaete carnosa HHB-10118-sp, 507 nucleotides. RefSeq lists its product as uncharacterized. The coding region runs from base 1 to 507 and encodes 168 amino acids. Gene Ontology annotation, biological process: proteolysis. Gene Ontology annotation, molecular function: glutamic-type endopeptidase activity. The record is from RefSeq and is a predicted model, not a curated record. Lineage: Eukaryota; Fungi; Basidiomycota; Agaricomycetes; Polyporales; Phanerochaetaceae. The transcript is spliced from 3 exons.